Anoplopoma fimbria (sablefish) is the source of this 1293-nucleotide messenger RNA. It is a transcript of the gene cfap418, whose product is annotated as cilia and flagella associated protein 418. Bases 3 to 572 code for a protein of 189 amino acids. Lineage: Eukaryota; Metazoa; Chordata; Actinopteri; Perciformes; Anoplopomatidae. The record is from RefSeq and is a predicted model, not a curated record. Gene Ontology annotation, cellular component: cytosol. The transcript is spliced from 6 exons.
GCAUGGAGGACGAGGACCUGGACCAGCUGCUGGACGAGGUGGAGCAGAGGUUCUGUAGACCCGAGACAGCACCGGGACAGCCAGGUUCCCUAAAACCUGAGCAGCCGAUGAGCAUCGUUGACGACAUCGACGCUCUUCUGGAAGAAUUCCUGGAGGAAGACUCCGACGACUCCCCUCAACGAAAGACACAACCGUUUCCCAAAGGAACACCAGGAGAGAAGAAGCCGUCGUCUCAGUCAGGAGGGAGAAAGUGCUGUCCUGUUUUUCUUGGCGGGAGCUCCGUUACAAGCGGCGUUGGAACGGCGACAUCCAAGAGGUCAUGUGACCAGCUGAGGUGUACUUCCUGUGACUUCCGGGUGCUGACGUUUGAUGACUGUGAGUGGGACUCGUCCUGUGAUUACCUGUUCCUCAGGAACAACAUGCCGGACCGUCAGAAGCUCAGAGCCAAGCUGAAGAAGAGGAGAGGUUUGCGGGCGUUCGCCUGCCAGUGCAGCUGGUUCUCCACCUCCGAGCCCACGGACCUCAGAGACCAACCUCAGCUCCGGUGGGUCUGUGGGAAACACCAGGACUGAAGCUGCUCAAGUACAAACGUACAGACUCAUUACUGGAAAUGUAACGGACCAGAAACUCCUGCUGCUUAUCGGUUCUUUACUCCGACUUUCAGGGACAAAUCCAUCUUCAAACAGAAAAAAUCUGCACUGAAACUUUAUCACUUACUCAAAAAUAAUCCAACAAUCAUGCAGUUAAACAAAAUAAUUAUUACCUUGACUCGUGAAGGUACCUGUUGAGUUAUAGUAAAUUAAGUCACACAAAAGCAGUUCUGAGUUCUCUGCCCUGUCGAUAAUAUUCAGUGAUUCAGAACUCGGAUGUCAAGGCACAGUUUAGUCUGAUCAACGCUCUUCUGUUCAGCUGCAAACACAAACAGAGCCACAUGGUAAUUAUUGAGCUCUCUGCUGAGGGUCUAUUUAAAAAAUAAAUAAUCAAUAAACUCAUGUUCCAUUGAGUUCAUGGUCAUUUAAAGCAGCCAAACACAAAAUUGGGAGAUUUUGUAGAAGUGCUGCAGGAAUGAGUCAGCAUUUAUUAUACACUUCCUGUUCCCUUGUCUUGAAUAUCUUUCUGGUUAGGUGUCUGAAAUAAAGUCUGUGUUUAACACAAGCUGAAGAGAUUUAAUGUUUAAAAUAAAUGCCCCUCUGGUGAAUUUAGAAGCUUUUCCUGUCAAAAAUAAAGUCUAAAUAAUAAAAUAAAAAUAAUAAUAAUAAUAAUAAUAAUAAAUAAAUAAAUAAAAUGGAGAUA